Molecule: messenger RNA, 1310 nt
Organism: Drosophila bipectinata
Lineage: Eukaryota; Metazoa; Arthropoda; Insecta; Diptera; Drosophilidae
Gene: wek
Product: weckle
Biological process (GO): regulation of DNA-templated transcription
Cellular component (GO): nucleus
Molecular function (GO): RNA polymerase II cis-regulatory region sequence-specific DNA binding; zinc ion binding; DNA-binding transcription factor activity, RNA polymerase II-specific
Source: RefSeq, a predicted model, not a curated record
UGUAUUUUUUUAAUUUUGAUUUUUCAAUGAUAAUUGUAAUUUUUAUAGAGUCAUACUCUGUUCAUUGGAUUUUUUUUCCGCAUAAUUCUGGCCACACUUGUAAAAUUCGGAAACGGCAUUUAAUUAUUAAAAUAAAAUUUUAUUGAAAUCCAAACAAUAAAUAAACCAAAAAUAGAGACAUGCGUUUGGGACUUGGGAAUGAGUGGCUGUACUGGUGUCGCCUUUGCGCCCGCGACGAUCCAGAAGUCGAUUUGCACGAUGACUCUCAAGACGAGGACUUUGUCAGGACAGUAAGCAAAUGCUUUGACGUCGAGAUGCUUCUUGAAGAGCCAGAACUAGGCAGUAUGCUCUGCAAGACAUGCCAUGCGCUGGUUAGCCAAUUAAUCAGUUUUUCCGAAAGUGUCAAUAAGGUUCAGGCCAUCUUCGAGCUCUUGCGUCACACAGAGCCCCAUGAUUCGAUAAACAUAGCCGCAUUGAGGCAAGAGUAUGGCUUACCAGUCAGUUGUAAACUGGAAGAUGACUAUCUUGAAAACAAUUUAAAUAUACCCCAGGAGGAUGGGGAGAGUCAGAUUCCUUUAAAAUGCUCCAUUGGUAGAAUUAGGCCAGUGGACAAAUUUGGGAAUAAGCUAUAUUCAAAGAAAAAGAUUUUAAUUGGAAUUGAUUCUUCAAGCUCAUCAGCACAGCAAUCAAAAAAUCCACAGGGACGACCUAAAGAAAAGACUUUUCCAAAACACUUUGUGGAGCCAGGACCAAAGGAGGAGUUCAAAGACAACAUUCACGGUGGUUUGAGGCUGUUUGUAUGCGACUGUUGCGGUAAGCAGUUAAAAACGUUCUCAUCUUUGGUGGAGCAUAAGCUAGUGCAUACGGAUGAAAAACCUUGCAUCUGUACCAUUUGUAACGCUGGCUUUAAAAAUAAAGCCAGACUUAAAGUACACAUCCAAACACAUGGAGAACCCAGCUUUGUAUGCAACAUCUGCGGGAAGAAACUUCAAACUCGAGCUAUUCUUAACAAGCAUAAAUAUGUACACAUAGAGGAAAGACGCUUUAAGUGCGACAUAUGUUAUACUGGCUGCAAGAAUUCCACGGCCAUGAAAAUUCACCUAUUGGGUCACAUAGGACUGCGGCCGUAUGUUUGUGAAUACUGUGGAAAGUCUUUUGCAAGCAAUACAAACUGCAGAUCACACAAAUGGAAGAAGCAUUCGGCCGAAGCUGCCUUGGAGGAUGAAAAUAAAUCAUCACGUGUUCCAGUUCCAACACUAGAGGAACUGAGAGCAAUAACCCGUGAGAUUGCAAAAUCGAAAAAGGCAUAA